Cladocopium goreaui is the source of this 543-nucleotide messenger RNA. NCBI's taxonomy places the organism in Eukaryota, Dinophyceae, Suessiales, Symbiodiniaceae. The record is from the annotation of a GenBank genome assembly.
AUGAAGCUGCUGCGGGUGCUCCUGUGCCUGCUGCACCUGGCAAUGCCUGAGGAGGCUUCCAAGGAGGGAUUGUGCGCGUCUGGCGCUUGUGAUUUGCCGCAGGCUGCGGAUGAAUUUGCCGCCAUCCAAGUGAAGAAAGUUGCCGAAAGUCAAGCUGAUCCCAAGAAGAGGAAUCUCAAUCGGACAGAGAAUGGCAACUCCCCUGGACUUGUCACAGGUUGCAUCAGCGGCCUGUCAUGUGGAGACACGGAUGUAGCCGCUACAUCAGUUCGUGUUGUCAGCAACACGGCCGGAUACGGUCUUGGGGAGUAUUUGGGCAACACCGGCUCAGAAAUUAAUCUUUGGAGCGUGAGUGCAACAUGUGAAAUUGAGAGCUUCUUUUUUUUUAACGUGGGAGCUUUUGCCCCGGCGGACGGGAGCAUGAGUCUCUUCGAUGGAGGCUCCUCCGGUGUUCGAUGUGCUGCGCUUUCUACAAACUCAACCCGAGUUGUGCCUGUAUGCUCGUGUGAGACAAAGUUGACAUUCAAGUACAACAAUCCUUGA